GGCAUGAUGUUUGCUCGGUCGCUUGGAAGCGAGCAUCAGUAGGGAUCUAACAUCACGACCCAUCACGACUAAAAAGCAAGGAAGAGAAAGCUUCGCCAGCCGUUUAACAGCUAGGCUUUUACCACCAUGGCCGAGGCAGAGAAGCAGCCCGAACAACCCAAGGCUGUCCAGCAGAAGAUGGUCAUCGCUAAUAAGGUCACAGGAACCGUCAAAUGGUUCAACGUCAAAAGUGGAUACGGCUUUAUAAAUAGGAAUGACACGAAGGAGGACGUGUUUGUACAUCAGUCCGCGAUAGUCAAAAACAACCCAAGGAAGGCCGUACGCAGUGUGGGAGAUGGCGAGGUCGUGGAGUUUGACGUAGUCAUCGGCGAGAAGGGCCACGAGGCCGCCAAUGUCACCGGUCCGGCCGGAGAAGCGGUGAAGGGUUCGCCCUACGCGGCGGACAAGCGUCGCGGAUAUCGCGGUAUUCAUUGGAUUUACCCGAGACGCGGCAACGGCCGACCUCAAAAUCGCAGACCGCGCGAAGGCCAAGAGGGCUACGAACAAGGUGAAGGCAAGAAUGGUGAUGACGUGAACGCGGCCGACGGCGGCGGCCAGUCACAGCAGCAACAGCGUCGUUACAGGCUGCGACGUCAUUACGACGGUUAUUAUCGUGGAGGACGGCGUUCCGGGCCCGCUCAAGCGCAGCAGGGAGAGAAUGCUGGCGAAGGUGGUGAGCAAGGAGAAGGAACCGGCGGCGAGGGUGUUCCGCCGCGCGGAAGUGGUCGUGGACGCGGUGGUCCAUCACGGCGCUUUUUCCGCCGCAAUUUCCGCGGAGGAAGAGGUGGCCCGCCACGGCGCCCUCGUAGCCAGGAUGGCCAGCGCUACGACCGCAGGACGCUCCUUUAACAUAUAACAUCGACACCCGUUAUACACUGCAUACACAGCAGCAGAUACAGCAGCAGCAGAAGCAACAGCAAAUAAUCUAUAAAACAAAUGCAAAAAAUCCAAAAAAAAAAAAAAAAAAAA
Molecule: messenger RNA, 1008 nt
Organism: Linepithema humile (Argentine ant)
Lineage: Eukaryota; Metazoa; Arthropoda; Insecta; Hymenoptera; Formicidae
Source: RefSeq, a predicted model, not a curated record